This is a messenger RNA of Diprion similis, 1135 nucleotides long. RefSeq lists its product as uncharacterized. Lineage: Eukaryota; Metazoa; Arthropoda; Insecta; Hymenoptera; Diprionidae. The record is from RefSeq and is a predicted model, not a curated record. The coding region runs from base 381 to 986 and encodes 201 amino acids. Gene Ontology annotation, molecular function: calcium ion binding. The transcript has 3 exons.
GAUCGUCCGGAGAGUCGAAUUCCACGGUGCAGAAAGACGGGCCGCGGGGGGCGGCGAACGGAAUGCGGGCCUCGUCGACGACAGCUCAUUCAUGCCACCUGCCUUACGUCAUUCCUUCUCGACACACGCGCGGCCUCUGAAAGUACGAAAAACCGGACGCUAAUGCGCGGUACGAACGAACCGGCUGGCGAAUUAACGAUCCACGGUAUGUACCAAUGCAUGCACACGUACAGACAUAUUUACAUCUGUCCGAUAACAAGUGACGAGGGGAAGAAAAAAGAGAAGAAUUUAUGGUCCAAGCGGAUCUAGCGACACUCGACGACCGAGCAGACCUUCGAGCUUAACCUGCAGACGUUGAGAGACCAGGAAUUAUCAGCAGAAUGGGAAGCAAAUUGAGCGCGAUCAUCAAUCGCCUUUUCGACUACCCGAUCAAGAGGAAGCCGAUAUGCUUUCAUCGUCAGGAGGACUUCACCUCGACCGGCGAACGGAUACCGGGGAGUGAGAAUCUCCCCAAGGAACCACCGUCCGAGUAUGAUAAAUUGGUUGCAACGUUUUACGAACGACUUUUGUCUCAGCGAAAGCACGCCAAGCAAAUGCACGAGAAGAACAGUCGGUGGUCGGUGCAAAAGGUGCUCAAGAAGUUUCCCGGGUGGAACGAAAUGACGAUAUCCAAUCUUCACAGCCUCUUUCUCCUAUUCGACGCUCAAAAGACCGGCAUGCUGUCGCACCCAGAUUUCUGCGCGGUUUUGGAGAGUCUCGGCGAUUCGACCGCGGCUAACGUCAGGAAGCAGAAAUUCGAACACGCCGAUGCCGACGGCGAUGGGUGGAUAACCUACGACGAGUUCCUCGCCCUCCUUUACAACUUCACCCCUUCGAUUGAUGGCGAACUUACCGGGGUUGCUAAACUCUGCUACGACAUAGCGGAGAACGUCAGAUUCGUCUCGUCACUCAGCGUCGGUGAACAGCUCGAGUACGGCUUGUUUUGAGGCUCUGGAGGGGGGAUAAAGUGGACAGGAUAAAGUCGUGUACGCUGUGCAUCUCAGAAAACCUUGAAUAUCGCGUUAUAUUCACAGAAUGCAACACAGACGGUAUAUCAGACUUGAAGAACGACGCUGUGCGUUGAGACUGUCGAGUC